AUGGUUGUAGAUCCGGUUAUGGUUCCCAAGAUGGGAUUCGAAGAACAGAUUGCCAUACAAGAAGCUGCUUCUGCUGGAUUGAAGAGCAUGGAGCAUCUCAUUCGUGUGCUUUCUUCUCAAACUUCGUCUUCUUCUUCCAAUCAACGUAACCUUUUAGAUCUUGAUUGCACAGAAAUAACUGAUUUCACUGUUUCGAAGUUCAAACAGGUUAUUAAUCUGUUGAAUCGUACCGGUCACGCUCGUUUUCGUCGUGCACCUUGUUCGCAAUCUCAACCGAGAUCUGAGAAAUUGAAUCUUCAACAACCGCAGUCAAUAACUCUUGAUUUCGCAAAAUCAGUCCAAGUAGUUAAGUCUAAUCCAAAUCCGUAUCCGAAUUUGAAUGCUAAAUCUAAAUCUAAACCUAAACCUAACCCUAAUCCAACUGCUGAUUUAUCUGUUUCUCAAUACUCUAAAUCCAAGGAAGCAUUCAGUAUCUCAGCCACUAGUUCUUCCUUUCUUUCCACCAUUACCGGAGACGGAAGCGUUUCCGAUGGUAAAAUAGGUCCUAUCAUUUCCUCUGGAAAGCCUCCUCUUGCUUCAUCUCACCGGAAAAGGUGUCAUGAGGCAACUGUCUCCGGUGCUGCUUCCGGUAAAGUGUCAUCAUCCGGUCACUGCCAUUGCUCUAAGAGAAGAAAAUCUCGUGUGAAGAGAACAAUUCGUGUUCCGGCGAUAAGCACCAAGGUCGCUGAUAUUCCGGCAGACGAAUUUUCAUGGAGGAAAUACGGUCAAAAACCUAUUAAAGGUUCACCUUACCCACGUGGUUACUACAAGUGCAGUAGCUUUAAAGGUUGUCCGGCGAGGAAGCACGUGGAAAGGGCGCAAGAUGAUCCCAAUAUGCUUCUUGUGACAUACGAGGGAGAGCACCGACACCUGCCUACCUUCGGAACCACUGCCGGAUUCACAUCUCAGGCUCACUAA
Molecule: messenger RNA, 957 nt
Organism: Lathyrus sativus (Indian pea)
Lineage: Eukaryota; Viridiplantae; Streptophyta; Magnoliopsida; Fabales; Fabaceae
Source: the annotation of a GenBank genome assembly